AUGUCUGAAUCAGGCCAUAUGCGCCUUCUUCUAGCUGCUAUUAAAACGAGCUCGACAUUCCAACUAUGUCCAUACCAUAUAAACAGAACUCGUUCUGGGGAGAGACAGCGCAAACAAGCUUUUCCAAAUUUCUCUGUUGAACGAUACAGCCAAGAACAGGAUCGACGAAUUGGUUCAAGAUAUCAAAGAUCAAACUCUCAACCAAGAAAAUCAACUUUCUUGGGACUCGCUGGUGGAGCUCCAACCAUGCUUGGUCUGCAGUCAUGGGUUUGUCACAAAGUGAAAGAAAAUAAUCCCUCAGUAAUAAGUACACGCUGCAUACUUCAUCGUGAAGCCUUAGCAUCCAGAACUUUGCCUGCUGAAAUGAGGGAUGUCCUGAACGUGGCUAUCAAAGCAGUCAACUUCAUCAAAGCUUGA
Messenger RNA from Macrobrachium nipponense, 417 nucleotides. RefSeq names its product protein FAM200B-like. The record is from RefSeq and is a predicted model, not a curated record. The transcript is spliced from 3 exons. Lineage: Eukaryota; Metazoa; Arthropoda; Malacostraca; Decapoda; Palaemonidae. The coding region runs from base 1 to 417 and encodes 138 amino acids.